Molecule: messenger RNA, 549 nt
Organism: Ilex paraguariensis (yerba mate)
Lineage: Eukaryota; Viridiplantae; Streptophyta; Magnoliopsida; Aquifoliales; Aquifoliaceae
Source: the annotation of a GenBank genome assembly
AUGAGCUCACUGCCAUUUUCCCUUCUCUCUCUACCUCCCACAAACCACAGCACAUCCAUUACCAGUUGUUUACUCUAUAAAAACUUGCACACAACAGAAGCUUCAUCAGCCAAAUCCACCAGCCACCACAUCACCUCUUCUCACCUGUUAAAACUAAAUGAAAACUCAACCUUAUGUGCAAGAAGAGAAGUAAUUGGACUUGGAGUUUGUUCUGGUCUUCUUCAAGUUCUUUUACAACCACAGGCCUUUGCAGCAGCAGCAGCAGCAGAAGCAGAAGCCAGUCCUUGUGAGCUAACCGAAACUCCGUCGGGGUUAGCAUACUGCGAUAAAGCUCUAGGAAGUGGCCCAGAGGCUGUCAAAGGACAACUAAUUAAGGCGCAUUAUGUGGGCAAAUUGGAGAAUGGAAAGGUCUUCGAUAGCAGCUACAAUCGCGGAAAGCCCCUUACAUUUCGUAUUGGUGUUGGUCAGGUACGUACAAUUUUUAGUACAAUCAUGAACUGUAUCCUUCUUGUGAAUCCUGGGACUGUUAAGUCAAGAAUGAAUCAGUGA